Myzus persicae (green peach aphid) is the source of this 7258-nucleotide messenger RNA. RefSeq names its product potassium voltage-gated channel protein Shal (gene Shal). The transcript has 5 exons. Gene Ontology annotation, molecular function: A-type (transient outward) potassium channel activity; protein binding. Gene Ontology annotation, cellular component: membrane; voltage-gated potassium channel complex. Bases 660 to 2762 code for a protein of 700 amino acids. The record is from RefSeq and is a predicted model, not a curated record. Gene Ontology annotation, biological process: protein homooligomerization; potassium ion transmembrane transport. Lineage: Eukaryota; Metazoa; Arthropoda; Insecta; Hemiptera; Aphididae.
CCGAGUCGCCGCCGCGCACAGUCAUCCUUCAGUGUAGCUGCUUGUCACGAGUCGGCCGGGUGUCUGGUGGUCGCUACCGCCGAAAUCCGCGAUAGCACGCGUUCACGACUACAGUGGUGGCUACUGAGUGUGGGUGAGUGAGUGUGCGCGUGUGUGUGUGUACGAUCGUGUGCUUCGCGUACGCGUGGAGGGUUGUGCGUGUGCGCGAGCGGUCACCGGUGUGUAGCAAACGCAAAUAUAAUAAUAAUAAUAGUAGUAGUAGUAAAAUUACACCGAGAUGGGCGCCACGGCGUGAACGGACGGGAUUUUCGAGUACACGAGUAAUAAAAAAAAUUUAAAUAAAAGGGAAAUAUAAUACAAAAAUUGAAUGAUUAUAAAAAUAAAAAUAAAAACCCAUGUAGACCGAGGCGGCUUGAAUUCGUCGUCGCACGGUUUUGCAGCAUAAUAUUUUGUUUUGCGAUCGUUCGGGGGAGGGGGAGAGACGACGACGACGACAGCCGUGCACGCUUUGACGUAUCGGUGCCGGCAAUCAAAGACGACGACGACAGUACAAUAGUGGCGACUGCGGCGGCGUGUACAGCGACGCGUGAGUAUGCUAUUUAUACGAGAACAACUGGACCGGCGGCGCCGCCGGUGAUACUGUCAUUCCACCGCACAGCAUGGCCUCGGUCGCCGCUUGGCUGCCGUUCGCCCGGGCGGCGGCCAUCGGUUGGGUGCCGAUCGCCACGCACCCAUUGCCGCCGCCGCCGGUGCCAAAGGACCGACGGAGAAUAGACGAUGAGAAGCUACUGAUCAACGUCUCGGGGCGCCGGUUUGAGACAUGGCGGAACACGGUGGAAAAGUAUCCGGACACGUUGCUCGGGUCCAACGAACGGGAGUUCUUCUACGACGAAGACUGCAAGGAGUACUUCUUCGACCGGGACCCGGACAUAUUCCGGCACAUACUCAACUACUACCGUACCGGCAAGCUGCACUACCCGAAGCACGAGUGCCUGACCAGCUACGACGAGGAGCUGGCGUUCUUCGGCAUAUUGCCAGAUGUCAUCGGCGACUGCUGCUACGAGGACUACCGGGACCGGAAGCGAGAGAACGCUGAGCGGCUGAUGGACGACAAGCUGUCGGAGAACGGCGACCAGAACCUGCCACAGCUCACCAACAUCAGGCAGAAGAUGUGGCGGGCGUUCGGCAAUCCACACACGUCCACCGCGGCGCUCGUCUUCUACUACGUCACCGGCUUCUUCAUCGCCGUGUCCGUCAUGGCCAACGUGGUGGAGACUGUGCCAUGCGGCCACCGGCCCGGUCGGGUGGGCACACUGCCAUGCGGCGAACGCUACAAGAUCGUGUUCUUCUGCCUGGACACGGCCUGCGUGAUGAUAUUCACCACCGAGUAUCUGCUGCGGUUGUUCGCCGCCCCGGACCGGUGCAAGUUCAUGCGCAGCGUCAUGAGCAUCAUCGACGUGGUGGCCAUCCUGCCUUACUACAUCGGCCUAGGCAUCACAGACAACGACGACGUGUCAGGCGCGUUCGUCACCCUCCGCGUGUUCAGGGUGUUCCGGAUAUUCAAGUUCUCCCGGCACUCGCAAGGGCUCCGCAUACUCGGCUAUACGCUCAAGUCGUGCGCUUCCGAACUCGGGUUCUUGGUGUUCUCCUUGGCCAUGGCUAUCAUCAUAUUCGCCACCGUCAUGUUUUACGCUGAAAAGAACGUGGACGGCACGAACUUCACGUCCAUUCCGGCCGCCUUUUGGUACACCAUCGUCACCAUGACCACGUUGGGGUAUGGCGACAUGGUACCAGAAACAAUUGCUGGAAAAAUUGUCGGUGGAGUGUGUUCACUAAGCGGAGUGCUUGUCAUUGCAUUACCUGUACCAGUAAUUGUGUCUAAUUUCAGUCGCAUUUACCAUCAAAAUCAGAGAGCAGAUAAAAGAAAAGCUCAAAGAAAAGCACGGCUAGCUAGGAUAAGGAUAGCAAAGGCCUCUUCGGGUGCCGCAUUUGUAAGCAAAAAAAAAGCGGCUGAAGCCAGGAUGGCGGCUCAAGAAUCUGGGCUAGAGCUUGAUGAAAAUUACAGAGAAGAAGACAUAUUUGAACUGCAGCAUCAUCAUUUGCUUCGAUGUUUGGAAAAAACGACUGAUAGAGAGUUUGUGGAGCUCGAAGUGCCAUAUAAUGGUCAAUCAAAAAGGCCAUGCUCACCGUCUCCCCUACUGAGCCCUAGCCAUUCGGCAUUAAGCAGGGUGAACUUCUUAAGCUCAUGCUGUACAAGAUGCUGUAAUCAACGGUAUCAGAAGCACAAGCGAGAGAGCUCGCCGGACUCGAUAGGCGAACCCAUCAACGAGGAGGAGCUGAUCGAGGUGCAGAUGAAGCAGCGUCACACGUCGGCGGCCGCGGCGCCCGGCGGCGGCAAGUCGAGCAACUCACUCGACUACAACAGUUGCGACAUGCCGUCCGCGUCGGCGGGCCACAAGUCGUCGGCCGCGGGCUCGCCGUCCUCGGCGUCCGCUUCGGCGGCCGCGACCACUGCGGUGGCCGGAAGCAGCAGCGGCUGCGGCGGCGCUGCCGGCGGUGGCAGCGGGGCGGCCGGCGGAUCCACUUCCGUCAUGUCCGUGCAGGGCUCCAACAACCCCAACUCGAGCACGUCGUCCGUCGUCGUCAACCUUCCAACUUCCUAUCCAAACUCGGAAAUGGACUACGGGUCGGCCUCGUACCCGCCGUCCCCGUCGCUGUCCUCCAACAACGACAAGCCGCAAGUACGCAUCACGUUCCUCUAGCCGCCGUCCGACUCCGAACCAUAAUAUAUUUAUUGUUACAUAACUGUUCCAUUUCGUUUUUGCAGUUUUGCACGUGUCGUAUCGUAUUUGUUCGUUGCAUAGACUUAUUCUGUCAUUACUAUAAUAUUACGUUAUUAUAGUAUAUACAUUUUACGAUGACGUGAUAGUAUUAAUAAUGAUAGUCGCGAUUAUUAAUAUUAUUAUUAUUAUUAUUAUUAUUAUUAUUGAUACUAUCGUUGUUACUACUGUGUUUAUAUUAUUAUAAACGUGCAGGCUAACCCUAAGUAUAUUAUAGGCUCGUGUGUCCCCCAAGUCGUUAGUCCGGCCUGCAGUCCUGUCGAGGACGCUCACGUUUCUCGUUAAUUGCAGUUUUGAUGUACCCAUCCUAUACCUACCUUCUUCGUCGACACCAUCACAGCCGCCGGGAUAAUAACGAUACCCACUCAAGUUGAGGUAUAGGUAGAUAGGUUCUGUUUGGGCGUUGUGAUUGUGAACAUUCGUGUACCAGCGACGGUCGUGCGAUUGUGUGGUUUCCGAUCGAAUUCGAUUCGAAAUUCGAAAAUCGUAAUAUUAACAAUUUCCCAAACACGUGUAUUGUGCAAUACCCACGUCGUUACAACGACCUGUACGACGUCGGUUAUGAUGAUAAUAUGCCGUGGCUUAUGCAGAGGUAUGACUCGUGUGACACUUUAAAAAAAAAUAUCGGGCUUCACAUUUAAUCUGUAUUUUCUUUCUGUAUAAUGGUCGAAAUAUAAUAAUUUAUGUUGAUAAUAAUUCUUUAAUAAGAAAAAAACUGUAUGACGCCAUUGCUUUUUGUGUACCUAGUGCCUACCGGUAGCCACCUACACUCGUCAUAAAUUCUACCCAGUCAACACUCAACACCCACGCAGGCAAACAACGGUUUGUCGCGUCAAGUCACUCGUUGCGCCAACGGCCCAACCACCCUCCCCCCAACCAACUCCACUAACGAUUAUGUACCUACUGACUUUAAUACUGUCCUUUCAACAUAUAACAACAGUGAUUAUAAUAAUACGGCUUAUGUACAAACCGAAUAAUGAAUACGCCAAACACGGAGGUAGAAUAUAAUAUAUACAACUAUUAUGUGUGGUCUGAUCGAACUUGGUCCCAGUCACAUCAACAAUUACCGUUCGCUCUGUGUGCGUGCAAUUUUAAUCGAGCAAAGUUCGAGUGGUGUUGGUAAUGUGAGGGAAUUGAAAUAAUAAUACGUCGAGUAACAUCUGAAACCCGUCGAUGGACUGCCCCACGUCAUUACAUAUUUAAUCUUUAUUAGAGCCUGUUCAAAAACAUAUAUACCAUAUUAUAACAAACAAAUAAAAAUCUUUUCAAACAUUAUAAUCGGGAGAAAUCGAUGAUUUCAUAUUCAACAAACAGCCCUUUGGAUAGUUAUAACGAUUUUCAUUCAAAAUUAUAGUAUAGAAACCAUAACAAUACAUUCAAACAAAACGAUCUAUUAAGUAUUAUGCCCUGUGUUCGAAAUGUCUCCACCGGUAUAAUUCCUUAAUUCCGUUCUUCGACCUUGUGAUUAGGUAUGUACUAAUCAGUGUACACUUACAGUUUAUCGAGUUCCCUCGUUCGAUUAUUUUGUUCAUAAAACAAUUUUCAAAUUCGUCAAAUCAGAUCUGUUCGUAUUUUUCAGUUACACGACUCAAAAUAUGUAGGAGCGAUUUUAUAUUUUUCUGCCUCUACUCUACACCUUACCAGUAUAAUACCAGUAAAAUAUCGAACGAUUUAAUUUGUCUUUCCAUUCAGCCUCUUAAAUCAGCUCUCGCGCUCCUUUUAAAGAUACAAAUCUUGUACUUAGAUGACUCCCAUAGAUUAAACUCUCGUGAUUGUAAAACGUACAUUGAAAAGGUGUAGACACUUUUGACUGUUGUUGUGUAACGUAUAAUAGGUACUCAAAGGUAUAAUAUGCGCAGUCCAAUAAGCAAGAUCAUAAAGCAACCAAGUCCACGUCAUAAAUCAUAAUAUUAUGCAACAGUUUAUAAAGUGUAAAUAUAAUUUCUGUAAAGUGUAAUUUAAAAGCUAGUUUCCAUGUCACAGUGGGUGACGAUGGAUUUUGUUAAGGUUAUUUCAGAGGCGACUAGUGAAUGUAAAGUGCUCCACAUACCGUGAGUUGUCAAGAAACGGAUGGCAUCUAUACGUUUGGUUUUUAUUUUCAAAAGACCUAGAUUUAUAAAGAGUCCAGAAUUACAUAAGUACUAUAUGAAUUAAUAGCUAUGAACAUUUUUUUUUUUUAAUCUGAUUUAAUCGUGGGUCUAUAGUUAUGUGGUUCUAAAUCGAUGUGUUUCGAAAAUGCACAUUUUUAAAUUAAACGUUUUUAAAAUUCAUUAGUAAGUUUUUCUUUAGUAUUUUGCAGCUUAAGAUUGAUUUCUGUGAAUUGUAAAAGUGUAUUCAACUACACAAUAUUAAUCAAUUAUAGAUUAAGUGUCUACAUACUUAAAAGUCUUAAGUUGUUGGACAAUCAGUUUAGGUUUUACUUACAUUGCAGUUACUUUACUAAAAUUAAAUAUAACUUAUCAUGAUAAAUAGCCAAAUAGGUACCAACAGUUCAAUAAAUACUAAAAAAAAGUAGUGAUAUUACUAAAUAAUAAUACAUAGCGUUGUUUUUUUUAGUGACAGUAAAAUUUCGGCGAUAUCUAAAAUAUAACACUGAUCAGAAAUAAUAUUUAUUUUCAAUUGUUAUUAAAACCUUGACUUUUACAUGUUGAAUGUGUAGUAAUAUAUUUUUUUACAUAUUGGUAACUUAAAAAAAACAGAUUAGACUAAACUUAAUUAAACUUUUAUAAAAUAUUUUUGUCCAAACGUUUAACAUACAGAGGAAUUAUUUUUCUCCGUCCAUUUUUGAAAUCUACAUCAAAUAAAUUGUAAUUUAAAUUUCUUUGAGGCUUCUGUGGAUAAGCUGAUCCAACAAGACCUGGAGUCAUAGUUUGAGUAUAGAGUGUGUAUAAACUAAAAACGACAUGUUCCUUCAAUAAUGGUAUAUUGUAAGAAAAUUUGACUUUAUAAACAUAGUACUUACUACCUAUAUGGCUAUAUGUAUGAUCAAUUUUAAAAAAUGCUCUUCUAGAUAUACCAAAAUCGAUUUAGAACCCUUUUUAUAUUUUUUAUACUUGACCCACGAAAUGUUAUUGACUUGAGUGAAAAAUUGGGACGAAUUCCAAAACAAUGUGGUGUACUGGCACAUUGCCCACGAUGUGCAUAUUUUAAUUUACUUUACUUAUCCUAUGUAACACCUGUUCUCGCCAAGGACUCUGGGCACCAGUUAUAUUAUAUUUCAGUUACAAUACUAGGCUGUCCAUAAUUUGUAAAUAUAUUAUUAUGACUAUUGUUUUUUUAUUACUUUAUUUAUAAAUUAAAUUAUUACGACUGUGCGAGAAAUGCAAAGUCGAUUUCAUACAAACCAUCAAUUAUCUUUAUUAUAGAUCCUGAGCGGAAGCAAAGAAGCUAUUAGUUUUACAAUUAUGUUGUUUUUUUCGAAAAAACUUUCUUUUUAUUAAAGCUCCAUAAAUUGCAUGUACCUAUGUUCAUUGUUUAUUGUUUAUUGAUUUGACAUUGUACCCAGAUGGUACUUUGGGUUUGUCAAAAGUGAAAGAUUUUUUAUAGUAAAUUGCGAAAGACUGCAAAAGCAUCAUUCGACCUAUUUGUUCUCGACAUUAUUAAGGCAUAUAUUUAUUAUCAUAAUAUUUUGAUCAUACCUACCGAUAGCUGUUCCUACAUAUUCACCAAACUUUUGUAACAUAUAUUUUAUACUAUACCAACCUACAUUCAAACCUAAUAAUAAUAAUUUAUUUUAUGUGUAAGUCUGUACAGUCGUCAUAUUAUAACUAUAAUAAAUAAUAGAUUCACAAUAAAACGUUUACUUCAUAACUAUAAUAUCUUAAUUGAGAAUAGUAUAUAACAUUUUCGUCUAUUAUAGAAUCAACAAAUUACUCAAAUUUUGUAAUUAAAAAAAUUGUAAUUAUUUAAUAUUAGUUAGGUAUAUCGUAUAAUAUAAAAUGUGUUUAAAACUCGAGAUAUAAUCUAAUGUAACAAAAUAAUAUAAUACAUGCUCUACUUUUUGUACGUAUUAGAAAUUUCUCCCUAAACACAUAGGUCAAAAUGAUGGUUAUAAAUUAUACUAAUUAUUAAAUGUCAAUAUAAUAUGUCUCAAAAAUGACAAAUUAAAAACACCAUGUUUUGAUCAUAUCGAACAGUAAUACUAGAGGUAUAUUUAUUUUUAAUUAGUGGCUAAUUUAUUGCUAAAAAAAAUGUACACGAAUGUGUAAAAAAAAACCAAAAAAACUACCUAUUUCUAAAGAAAACGAAACAUUUUACGUGAAAGAACACUUACAAUACGAAUUGAUAUAGAAUAACACAAUCAUAUUAUUAGAAUAAAAUAUAACGACGCUGCGUAACAAUUUAAUUGGAUCCAAAACUAUAAACGAUCUUUUUAAACAUCUAUAAUUGUGCCGAAGCAUGUCUGUAGUUAAAUAAGC